AUGCGUCCAACUAAGAUGCAGUACGUUCGUCUCGGGAACUCGGGCUUGAAGGUAUCCAAGAUCAUUCUAGGAUGUAUGUCCUACGGCGAUCCCGCCUGGCAAGGAUGGGUCCUUCCCGAGGAAGAAGGUAUCAAGCAUAUCAAGGUUGCCUAUGAUGCCGGAAUCAAUGCUUUCGACACUGCCAAUGUUUAUUCUAACGGACAGUCUGAAAUUAUGCUCGGGAAGGCGAUCAAGCAGCACAAUAUUCCGCGCGAAGAAAUUGUCGUGAUGACCAAAGUCUUCUUCACAGUCGCGCAAGACCCUUCAAAAUUGUAUUUCGCUCCUGUCGAUAGCGAAAAGGAUGGAUAUGUAAACCAGCAUGGUCUCAGCAGGAAGCACAUUUUCGACAGUGUCAAGCACAGCUUGGAGCGUUUGCAACUCGAAUAUAUUGAUGUCCUUCAAUGCCACAGAUUCGAUCCCGAGACGCCAGUCUCUGAAACGAUGCAAGCUCUGCACGACGUCGUCAAGGCGGGAUAUGUCAGAUAUAUCGGCAUGUCUUCUUGUUACGCAUGGCAGUUUCAUAUCAUGCAAAAUUAUGCAAUUCAACAUAAUUUGACUCCCUUUAUCUCAAUGCAGAACCAUCACAGCCUUCUUUACCGGGAAGAAGAGCGUGAGAUGUUCCCCACUCUCAAGCAUUUGGAAGUCGGGGCCAUUCCAUGGUCUCCUCUGGCUCGAGGUAUGCUCACACGGCCCAUCCAGCAACAGACCAAGCGGACGGAGACAGAUCCCUGGGCAACAAUCUACAAGGCCAGCGACGCCACCGAAAUAAUUAUCAACCGCGUUGAAGAGAUAGCGAAAAAGCGCGGCAUUUCGAUGGCUCAAGUCUCCGUUGCAUAUUCCAUGGGUAAAGAAGGCAUCUCUGCUCCGAUUGUUGGAACGACAUCGGUGGCUAACCUUAACGAUCUUAUUGGCGCCAUCGAGGUCACAUUGACUGAAGAAGAAGUCAAGUAUCUGGAAGAGCCGUACAAGCCCCUCCCAAUCAUCCACUGA
Molecule: messenger RNA, 1029 nt
Organism: Guyanagaster necrorhizus
Lineage: Eukaryota; Fungi; Basidiomycota; Agaricomycetes; Agaricales; Physalacriaceae
Product: aryl-alcohol dehydrogenase
Exons: 15
Coding region: 1-1029 (342 amino acids)
Source: RefSeq, a predicted model, not a curated record